Molecule: messenger RNA, 9914 nt
Organism: Marmota monax (woodchuck)
Lineage: Eukaryota; Metazoa; Chordata; Mammalia; Rodentia; Sciuridae
Gene: Cenpf
Product: centromere protein F
Exons: 18
Coding region: 180-9155 (2991 amino acids)
Biological process (GO): metaphase chromosome alignment; mitotic cell cycle; regulation of G2/M transition of mitotic cell cycle
Cellular component (GO): chromosome, centromeric region; nucleus; spindle pole
Molecular function (GO): protein homodimerization activity; transcription factor binding; dynein complex binding
Source: RefSeq, a predicted model, not a curated record
GGGAGAGUGGAUCGCGGGCAGUUUGAAUUGGGAUCAGGCCUUCAGCCUCGCGGAGGCUGCAUCGGAACCGGACACUCUGAGAGAUUGUUUUCUCUCCUUCCAACAACCUUAGAAACAACCUUAAAGCAAGGUAGCAAGUUUUCUUAUAAAUGUUGGAAUAAUACAGAAAGGAGAACAGAAUGAGCUGGGCUUUGGAAGAAUGGAAGGAAGGCCUCCCUACAAGAGCUCUACAGAAAAUUCAAGAGCUUGAAGGACAGCUAGACAAACUGAAGAAAGAAAAGCAGCAAAGACAGUUUCAACUUGAUACUCUAGAGGCUGCACUGCAAAAACAGAAACAGAAGGUUGAAAAUGAAAAAACCGAGGGUACAAACCUGAAAAGGGAGAAUCAAAGAUUGAUGGAAAUAUGUGAAAAUUUGGAGAAAACUAAGCAAAAGAUUUCUCAUGAACUUCAAGUCAAGGAGUCACAAGUGAAUUUCCAAGAAGGACAAUUGAGUGCAGGCAAAAAACAAAUAGAAAAACUGGAACAGGAACUUAAAAGGUAUAAAUCUGAACUUGAAAGAAGUCAACAAGCUGCGCAGUCUGCAGAUGUCUCCCUGAAUCUGUGCAAUACACCACAAAAACUUUUUGCAACUCCACUAACACCAAGUCAUUAUUACAGUGGUUCCAAGUAUGAAGAUCUAAAAGAAAAAUAUAAUAAAGAAGUUGAAGAACGAAAAAGAUUAGAGGCAGAGGUUAAAGCCUUGCAGUCUAAAAAAGCUAGCCAGGCUGUUCCCCAAACCCUCAUGAAUCAUCGGGACAUUGCUCGACAUCAGACAUCAUCAUCUGUGUUCUCAUGGCAACAGGAGAAGACCCCAAAUAGACUUUCCUCUAAUUCUCAGAAAACUCCAAAUAGGAGAGAUUUCUUUGCAUCUCACAUUUUUGGGGAAGAAGAGGUGACUCCAAGCAGAUCAACUUUUCAAACAGGAAAAAGAGAUGUUAGUAGUAGUGGCUGUGAUAAUUCUAGCAAUUCUCAUCUUUUGGAUCAAUGUAAAGCCCAGAAUCAAGAGCUAAGAAGCAAGGUUAAUGAAUUGGAACUACGUCUACAAGGACAAGAAAAAGAAAUGAAAGGCCAAGUGAAUAAAUUUCUAGAGGUGCAACUCCAACUGGAGAAAACAAAAAUGGAAUUAACUGAAAAGGAGAAAGUUUUGAAUAGAAAUAAGGAUGAACUGGUGAGAACAACAGCACAGUAUGACCAGGCAGCAACCAAGUGUACUGCAUUGGAACAAAAGUUGAAAAAAUUGACUGAAGAUUUGAGUUGUCAGCGACAAAAUGCAGAAAGUGCCAGGUGUUCUCUGGAACAGAAAAUCAAGGAGAAAGAAAAGGAGCUUCAAGAGGAACUUUCCCGUCAGCAUCGUUCUUUCCAAACCCUGGACCAAGAGUGCACUCAGAUGAAAGCCAGGCUUACCCAAGAGUUACAGCAAGCCAAGAAUACUCUUAAUAUCCUACAGGCUGAACUGGAUAAAGUCACAUCUGUAAAGCAACAAUUAGAAAAGAAUUUGGAAGAGUUUAAGCAGAGGGUCAGCAAAAUGGAGCAGGCUAUCCAGGCGAGUCAGAUCAAGGAGGAUGAGCUGAGGAGAAGCAGUGAGGAAAUGAAAAAGGAAAAUGGCCUCCUUAAGAGUCAGUCUGAGCAAAGGGCCAGAGAAGUCUGCCACCUGGAGGAAGAACUCAGGAAAGUCAAAGCGAGUUUAAAUCAGAGCCAGAAUUUUGCAGAAGAAAUGAGAGCUAAGAAUACCUCUCAGGAAACCAUGUUAAGAGAUCUUCAAGACAAAAUUAAUCAGCAGGAAAACUCCUUGACCUUAGAAAAACUGAAGCUUGCCUUGGCCGAUCUGGAAAAACAACGGGACUGUUCUCAAGACCUUUUGAAGAAGAGGGAACAUCACAUUGAACAACUGACUGAUAAAUUAAGCAAGAUAGAGAAAGAAUCCAAAGCUUUAUUGAGUGCUUUGGAGUUAAAAAAGAAAGAGUAUGAAGAACUGAAAGAAGAGAAAACUCAGUUUUCUCAUUGGAAAAAUGAAAAUGAAAAACUAUUAAAUCAGUUGGAAUCAGAAAAGGAAAGCUUGCAGAAUAAAAUCAAUCACUUGGAAACCUGUCUUAAGACUCAGCAAAUAAAAAGUCAGGAAUACAAUGAGAGAGUAAAGACCCUGGAGAUGGAACGAGAAAACCUAAAUGUUGAGAUCAGAAACCUUCACAAUGUGAUAGAUAGCAAGACCACGGAGAUAGAGACACAGAAAAAAGCUUAUGUAGAACUAGAGCAGAAAGCUGAGAUCUCUGAUCAGAAGCAUAAGAAGGAAAUAGAAAAUAUGUGUCUGAAAACUUCAGAGCUUACUGGGCAAGUUGGAGAUCUUGAAUACAAGCUUCAGUUACUGUCAAGUGAAAUAAUGGACAAAGACCAGCAUUACCAAAACUUGCAUGCUGAAUAUGAGAACCUCAGGGAACUCCUCAGAUCCAAGGAUUCUAAUCUGGUGUCGAAUGAGGAUCAUCACAGAAGUUGUUUGGUUUUUGAACAGCAGCCUACAGUGAAUAAUUCCUUUGCAAAUCUAACAGGGGAACAAGGAACCAUGCUUUCCGAAAUAAACAAAUGCCACUUAGGUGCAGACCAAAGUCCAAAGCAUUCAGCUCUCUUACAAAACAGAGUUGUUUCACUUGAAUUUUCCUUACAGUCUCAAAAGCAGAUGAACUCAGAUCUGCAGAAGCAGUGUGAAGAGUUGGUGCAAGUCAAAGGAGAAAUAGAAGAAAAUCUCAUGAAAGCAGAACAGAUGCAUCAAAGCUUCUUGGCUGAAACGAGUCAUCGCAUUAGUAAGUUACAGGAAGACACUGUCGUUCAUCAGAAUGUGGUUAAUGAAACUUUAGUUUCCCUGGAGAACAAGGAAAAGGAGUUGCAACUUUUGAAAGAACAACUAGAAGCUGAGCAAGCAGAGAUUCAAGAAUUAAAAAAGAGCAACCAUCUACUUGAAGUCUCUCUAAAGGAGCUACAACUUUUAUCUGAAACCCUGAGCUCAGAGAAAAAGGAUAUGAGUUCCAUCAUUUCUUUAAGCAAAAAAGAAAUUGAAGAAUUGACCCAAGAGAAUGGGGUGCUCAAAGAAAUUAAUGAAACCUUAAGUCAAGAGAAAAUGAACUUAAUCCAAAAAAAUGAGAAUUUUUCCAGCUGUAUAGAGGAACGAGAGAAAAGCAUUUCAGAGUUAUCUGAUCAGUAUAAGCAAGAAAGACUUCUUUUACAACAGAGAUGUGAAGAAACCCGAAGUGCAUUGGAGGAUCUUCAUGAAAAAUACAAAGCAGUGCAAGGAAAGAACUCUGAAUUAGAAUGCUUACUAAAGGAAUGCACUGGCAUUUGUGAAGACAGAAAAACUGAAUUGGAACAGCUAAAGGAAGCAUUUGCAAAGGAACAUCAAGAAUUCUUAACAAAAUUAGCUUUUGCUGAAGAAAGAAACCAGAAACUAAUGCUAGAGUUGGGGAUAGUACAACAAACUCUGAGAUCUGAGAUUACAGACAUCCAAAACAAUUCUCAGAAUGAGGCUAAUGGUUUAAAGCAAGAAAUCAUGACUCUAAAGGAAGAACAAAAUAAGCUGCAAAAGGAAGUCAAUGACUUAUUACAAGAGAAUGAGCAACUGAUGAAGCUGACAAAGACUGAGCUGGAACAGCAGCAUCCAGAUUUGGAAACAAUUAGGGACUCUGUGAAAGAAACGGAGAAUGAGAUAAAUAAAUGUGAUUUUCAGCUUCACAUGGAUCUUGAAGUUAAAGACAUUGCUCCAGGCAGUUGUACUACACAGUUUAUACAAUUAGAAGCUUUGGUGAAAAAUAUGGAAUUGAAACUUCAACAAAGUGAGAAGGAGAAAGAAUGCUUGCAGCAGGAAUUACAGACAAUUAGAGGAAAAUUAGGAACUGGAAAUUUGCAAGAUGAUCAGCCACAGGAAAUUAGUGGCCUUAAAGACUGUGAAAUAGAUACAGAAGAAAGGUACCUUUCGGUGCUUCAUGAAUUGUCAACCAGUCAGAAUGACAAUGCACAGCUUCAUUGCUCUCUGCAGACAGCAGUGAAGAAGCUGAAUGAGCUAGAGAAAAUGUGUGAGGCACUGCGGGCUGGAAAGCUGGAACUGGUAUCUGAGCUUAAUGAUUCAAGAUCAGAGUGUAUCACAACAACGAGUAAAAUGGCAGAAGAGGUAGAGAAACUAGUAAGUGAAGUUAAAAUAUUAAAUGAUGAAAAUGGUCUUCAAGAUGAGUUAGUGAAAGAAAUGUCAGAUGGUGAAUUUGGUGAGCAACAAAACGAGCAGACGUCAUUGUCCUUGAAUCCUUUGGAUGACAGUAAUUCCUAUGAGCGCUUGACCUUGUCAAAUAAAGAAGUUCAAAUGCAUUUUGCAGAAUUACAGGAGAAAUUCUCAUCUUUACAAAGUGAACACAAAAUUUUACAUGAUCAGCACUGUCAGAUGAGCUCUAAGAUGGCAGAGCUACGGUCCUAUGUUGAUACAUUGAAGGCUGAAAAUUCGGCUUUGUCAGUGAAUCUGAGAAACUUGCAAGGUGAAUUGGUAAAGGACUUGAAGCCAGAACCUGAGGAGGGGCGUAAUCUGUCACUGUCCUUCUCUUGUAUGACAGACAGCCCUAGCCUGACAAGUUUUGGAGAAUCCUCUUUUUACAAAGAUGUUUUAGAACAGACUGGAGACCUUUCUCUCUUGAGUAGUUUAGAAGGGAGUAUUUCAGCAAACUUGUCUAACAGAGAUGAAGUAUCUUGUAGCCGUCUGGAGGAAAAUCUGGCAAAGAAAGAAAUCCCAACUGCCCCCAUGAAGAGUGUGGAAGAACUUGAGACCCUCUGUCAGGUGUACUUGGAAUCCCUCAAGAAUCUGGAAGAGAAAAUCAAAAGUGAAGGGAUUCUGAAAAAUAAAGAAAUUCAAGAGCUUGAGCAGUUAUUAAGUUCUGAAAGGAAAGAGCUCGAUUGUCUCAGGAAGCAGUAUUUGUCAGAAAAUGAACAGUGGCAGCAAAAGCUGACAAGUGUGACUUUGGAGAUGGAGUCCAAGUUGGCAGCAGAAAAGAAGCAGACGGAACACCUGUCACUUGAGCUUGAAGUAGCACGACUCCAGCUGCAAGGGCUGGACUUAAGUUCUCGGUCUUUGCUUGACUCUGAAGUAGAAGCUAUUCGGGACCAAAAUGAUAGCUGUGACAUAAAGGAAGAACAUAAUUCAGAAACUACAGAAGAAACACUCAAGCAGGAUAUUCAUCAGAUUUGUGAUAAAGAUGUUCAGCAAGACCUCAGUCUAGAGAUUGAGAAAAUCAGUGAGACCAAUACCAAUACAGCCAGACUAAUAGGAGAGGAGUCUGGGGAGAAGUCCUCAAAAACCAAUUAUGAGAUACCAGCAGAAGACAAAAUCCAGGGCUAUUCAGGAUGUAUUUCUGAAUUGGCAUUUUCUGGUCCAAAUACUUUGGUACCCAUGGAUUUUCUAGAGAAUCAGGCAUACAUCCAAAAUCUCCAACUGCAAGUGAAAGAGACAUCAAACGAGAAUUCGAGAUUACUUUAUGCAAUAGAAGACCGGGACAAAAAAGUUGAAAGUUUGCUACAUGAAAUAAAAGAGUUAGACUCAAAACUCAAUUUACAGGAAGCACAACUGAAGACCAAGAUUGAAACAUGCAUGCAAUGGGAGAAAAUAGUUGAGGAACUCAAGAAAGAAAAAUCUGACUUAAGUGAAAAGUUGGAAUCCUUUUCUCAUAACCAGGAUAACCAGGAGUCAUGCCAGAGAGUGGAAGCUUCAGAUGGCUUUAGUUCUGAUUUGGAGAUGGGCACAGAUGAAUCAUCGCAUGAAGUUAUUGAAGGUAACAUAUCCCUGGCAGAUGACAAAUGGAAAGAGAAAUUUCUUGAUGUGGAAAAUGAGCUGAACAGGCUCACAUCUGAGAAAGCUAGAAUUGAACAUCAUGCCCUUUCUGUGGAAGCUGACUUGGAAAUAGUUCAAACAGAGAAGGUACGUUUAGAAAAAGAUAGAGAAAAUAAGCAGAAAGUUAUUGUCUGCCUUGAAGAGGAGCUCUCUGUGGUCACAAGUGAGAGAAACCGGCUUCAGGGAGAAUUAGAUUCUGUGUCAAAAGAAAAUGAGGCCCUGGAUCAGAUGUCUGCAAAGAUGAAGGAGAAAAUUCAAGAGCUGGAGUCUCAACAAGGUGAGAGUCUUCAUCAUAUUCAGGUGGUAGAGGCUGAGGUCAAGGACAAAACAGAACUCCUUCAGACUCUGUCCUCUGAUGUGAGUGAGCUGUUGAAAGACAAAGCUCAUCUCCAGGAGCAGCUUCAGAAUUUGGAAGAGGACUCAGAGGCCCUGUCUCUUGCAAAGCGUGAACUGGAGAACCAAAUUGGACAACUGAAUCAAGAGAAAGGAUCACUGAUGAGGGAAUCUGAAAGCCUGCAGGCCAAACUGCAGGAGUCAGAACAUGAAAAGUUGGCUGUCUCCAAGGCCUUGGAAGUUGCACUGAUGGAGAAAGGUGAGUUUGCAGAGAGGCUGGGCUCAACCCAGGAGGAGGUGCAUCAGCUGAGAAGAGGCAUCGAGAAACUGAGAGUCCGCAUUGAGGCUGAUGAAAAGAAGCAGCUCCAUGUCAUGGAGAAACUGAGAGAAAGCCAGCGGGAGAAUGAUUCCCUGAAAGAUAAAGUGGAGAACCUUGAGAGGGAAUUGCAGAUGUCAGAAGAAAACCAAGAGCUGGUGAUUCUCGAUGCUGAGAAUUUCAAAGCAGAGAUGGAGACCCAAAAAACUCAGAUGGAAGAGAUGGCUGAAAGCCUGAAUGUUUUCAAGUCAGACCUUGUCACAGUUAGGGCUGAAAAAGAAAAUCUGACAAAGCAACUACAAGAAAAACAAGGGCAAGUGUCAGAAUUAGACGAGUUGCUCUCUUCAUUAAAAAAUCUGUUAGAAGAAAAAGAGCAAGAGAAAAUACGAACGAAAGAAGAAUCUAGAACCGAAGUGGAGAUGCUUCAAACACAAUUGAAAGAGCUAAACGAGGAAGUAGAAGCCUUGUAUAAUGACCAAGAAACCCAGAAAGCCAAGGAACAGAAUUUAGACCCACCGGGGGAAGAAGUCUGUCAGCUGAGAAGCAGCUUUGAAAAGCUGAAAGUACACAUAGAAGCUGAUAGAAAGAACCAGCUCCAGGUCUUGGAACAACUGAAAGAAAGUAAGCAUCAUGCAGAUUUGCUUAAAGAGAGAGCUGAGAACCUUGAAAGAGAACUAGAGCUGUCCGAGAAAACCCAAGAACACGUGAUUCUUGAGGCCAGGAACUCCAAAGCAGAGGUAGAGACUCUGAAAGCAGACAUUGGAGAGAUGACCCGAAACCUGAGAGACUUGGAAUUAGAUCUUGUUCAUACAAGGUCAGAAAAAGAAAAUCUGACAAAAGAAUUACAAAAAGAGCAAACACGAGUAUCUGAAUUAGAAACACAGAAUUCCUCAUUUGAAAAUCUAUUGCAAGAAAAAGAGCAAGAGAAAAUACAGAUGAAAGAAGAAUCUGAAAUUGCAGUGGAGAUGCUUCAAUCACAAUUAAAAGAGCUAAAUGAAAAAAUGACUACAUUUUGUAAUGACCAAGAGGCCUGUAAGACCAAAGAACAGAAUCUGAGUAAUCAAGUAGAUUCUCUUGAACUUGAGAAGGCUCAGUUGCUACAGAGCCUUGAUGAAGCCAAAACUAAUUAUAUUCUUUUGCAAUCUUCUGUGAACAGUCUUAUUCAAGAAGUGGAGGAUGGCAAACAGAAACUAGAGAAGAAGGAUAAAGAAGUCAGUAGGCUAAAACAUCAAAUUCAAGACCAAGAACAGCUUGCCUCUAAACUGUCCCAGGUGGAAGGAGAGAAGCAAGUUUGGCAGAAGCAAAAAGCAGAACUGGGAAAUGUGGCAGUGGAAUUGGAGCAGAAAGUUCAAAUGCUGCAAUCCAGAAAUGACACUUUGCAGGACACCUUCCAAGCACUGCAGCACUCUUAUAAGGAUCUAGAGAGUGAGCUUGAACUAACAAAAAGGGAAAAAAUGUCUUUUGUUGAAAAGGUAAACACAAUGACUGUGAAGGAAACUGAACUGCAGAGGGAAAUGCACGAGAUGGUACAGAAAACAACAGAGCUGAAAAAAGAAUUUAGUGAAGAGAAGAGCAGGCUAACUGAAGAAUUGAAGAAGGACCAUCUAAAAUAUGUAAAUCAGCUAAAGAAGGAAAAUGAACAUGCCCAGGGCAAAAUAAAAUUGUUGCUCAAAUCCUUUAAACAGCUGGAAGAGGAAAAGAAAACACUGCAGAAAGAGCUCUCUCAACUUGAAGCUGCACUGAAGCAGAAGACAGGCAAUGUUGUGGAAGCUAAAGUGGAUGAAUUAAUGACUGAGCUCAAAGAGCUAAAAGAAACUCUUGAAGAAAAAACCAAGGAGGCAGAUGAAUAUUUGGAUAAGUACUGUUCCCUGCUCAUAAGCCAUGAAAAUCUGGAGAAAGCAAAAGAGAUGUUAGAAGCACAAGUUGCUAGUCUGAGUUUACAGCAAUCUAAACGUGAUCUCAGAAGUUCUCCUUUGCUAACUUCACCCGUUCCAGGACCAUCUUCAGUCUCUUCUGUUAGAGAAAAGAAGUCAUCAUCUGGUCAAAAUAAAGCUUCAGGCAAGAGGCAAAGGUCCAGUGGGAUUUGGGAGAAUGGUGGAGGACUAACACCUUCUACCCCAGAGAUGUUUCCUAAAAAAAUUAGAAAAACCAGCAAAAGUGGGGUUCAACCUGCUGAGGAUGAAGAAGAGACUGAAUACGAGCCAGAGGGACUCCCUGAGGUUGUAAAGAAAGGGUUUGCUGACAUCCCAACAGGAAAGAUUAGCCCAUAUGUCCUGCGGAGAACAACAAUGGCGACUAGGACCAGUCCUCGCCUUGCUGCACAGAAGUUAGCCCUGUCACCCUUAACUUCAGGCAAAGAAAACCUUGCAGAAUCCUCCAAACCAACAGCUGGUGGCAGCAGAUCACAAAAGGUCAAGGUUGCUCAACAGAGCCAAGGCGGUUCAGGCUCUGCCUUCCAAGAGUCCACCACGAAAUCUCUGUCUGUCAAUCAUCCUCCUGAGAGAAGUUCAGCUGCCAACCCCAGAGAGGGCCUGAGAGCCACUCAAGGCCGUCCUGCCCCAAGCCCAGGUGCUGCACCUGAGCCCAGGAGUAGUGAGAACUGCAAGGUCCAGUGAAGAGCCUCGAGGGUUUGGACUCCUUGAUAAUGACUGUGGCUGACCAGAAGAUACUGCCUAUAGGGACUUUUCUUUGGUCAGGGAGCACUUUGUCAGUAGGGAGCAAACCAUUCCUUAUCUUCUGGAUAUAUUGUCCUCUUUAGAUCUCCACAUGUAAGUACUGGAGAAGUUUGGAAGCACUGAUCCCUUGGCCACCAUUGCUGGUGUAACAUAUCUAUUGUAAUGUAAAUAGUGCUGUAUAAAGCGUUUUGGUAAUCUGUUUAAAGUAAAUAGCAAACAACAUAACAACCUCUAUUUGUAUGUAGAUUUUAACCACCUCCCCCCAAAAAAAUGCAAUCAACAACUCCCAGGAAAAUGCAAAAUUUUGCUUUAUACUCUUUCCUUUACAUGUGUUAGGCAUGAAAUAAUUCUAGAUUGAAUUUCUGUAAGCUUAGUAAAAUGAAAGAAAACCAUGCUAUGUUUCUAAGGAAAACAUGUACAUUUGCAUACGUGGGUAUGUUCAUCCUGUUCUUCCAAUGUGUUUUAAAAAUCAUUGCUCAUACAGCCUGUACAUACAUGUGUGGGGGGUACUGGGGAGGUAUGUGUGUUUAUUUCUUAGUCUGUUGUAGGCUCCUUAGAGGUGUACUGUAUCAUGAUUUCUGUCAUUGUGCUUUCUUCAUCUUAAAGACCAUUAUAGUUCUUUGGUCACAUCUGGUUUUGUAUUAAAAUAUGGCCUUUUCUCCCUCUAAUUAAAAAAAAAUUACUUUCGUGUUUUUAAAA